Molecule: messenger RNA, 2340 nt
Organism: Xenopus laevis (African clawed frog)
Lineage: Eukaryota; Metazoa; Chordata; Amphibia; Anura; Pipidae
Gene: prr14.S
Product: proline rich 14 S homeolog
Exons: 9
Coding region: 73-2142 (689 amino acids)
Source: RefSeq, a predicted model, not a curated record
GGAUAGUUAGCCGGAACUGAUCCGCCGGGGUGCCGGGAGCGACCGUGACGUCAAAUUCAGCGGCGUGGUGGGAUGAGGUCAGAGGUCAUGAAGUGUGAGAAGUCGGGGCGGCAUCAUCGGAGGAGAGCCUUAGUUUACCGUCCUUCCCCUGAAGAUCCAUCCAGCACAUUACCGUCCUUACAAAGAACAGGCAUUGAGCCUGAGGCCAGCCCUACCCAUGAGAAUCCAACUGAGCCCAGUACUGGAAACAAUGGAGCCCAGAGGGCCCGUCUCUCAAACUCCCCUCAUGAAAGAGAAAACAAGAAGUUAAUCGCUCCAGGACACGGGGAUGCCUCCCAGGAGAUGGAGUCUCUACACAUGAGGUCUCAGCAACCUGACAGAAGUGAGGAGUGGACCCAUUGCAGCAGACUCAGUCCAGAGGGAGCAGAACGCAGCAUGGAUGGAUCCAACGACGGUACAUUCCAUACGCCACCUUCAUGUUUCCCCUCUGUUCCAGGCCCCUCCACUCCUCCCUCACAAAUUCCUGCCCUUCCUUUACAUUUGCCACCUCUCUCUGAACCCUCAUCUAAGUUACAAAGCUGGAGACUGGUCCCUCUGCUGCACAAUGUGCGCUCUAAACUGGAGAGCUUUGCAGAGAUAUUUCUCAGUCCCAUUAAGGGGCGUAAGGACACCAACACUGAACAGAUGGAGGAGGAAAUGAUGGGAGAUGAAGCAUUAGCUGCACCCCAGGAUAGAGAUGAGCACAGAGAAAUGAAAAAGGAAUCUCCAACACCAGUAGCAGAUUUGAGUCCAAGAAGAAUGGGUUUGAUGUCUCUGUGUCUGACAGAUAACGGGGAAGAACAGAGUGGACCUUCAGGAGGGCUUGAGUGUUGUAAAGCUCAUCCAGCAGAACCUCUAGGAGGGCAUGACAGUUAUGAGGUUGAACAAGGACCUCAUGGAGGGCAUGAGAGUUAUAAGGCUGACCUUCUAGGAGGUCAUGAGUCUGAACACAGUGAAAUCAAAGAAAGAGACACAUUUUUGGGAAACCUAUUGAAGAAGGAUGCAGAGAGAGACUCUGGAAUCUAUAUUGAGGAUUGUAGUAAGGAUACAGAUCCCCCAGUAUCUGAAAGCAGCAUGAACAUCCAGCUAAAAAUUGCUGUUUCCAGUGCAGUGCCUACACUGUGUCGCCCCCCACUUCAUCGGUGCCUUUCUUGUCCCUCUCUGUCCCUGUCUCCUGCAUUUCUUCCCCAUUGCUCAUCCCUUCCUCAGUCCUGUCCCUCUCUGUCCCCCUCUCCAGCACUGCUUCCCCAUUGCUCAUCUCUUCCUCGGGGCAGGAGCUACAGUCUGGGCACAGCAGAAGACAACAGAAAGUCCUGCCCUCACACCCUUGCACAGAACAAAGCAGCCUCCAGGGCCAGGAUGAGACGGCAUAGUUUAGGAACACUGGAUGAAUACAGAGACUGGCCUCUAUUGUCUUUUUCUUGCCUGAAGAAGGAGAUGCACCCUUUUCUUCUGUCCCAUUCUGCCAAUAUGGGAAAACUGUACCAUCUUGGCCACUUGAUGGCAAGACACAGCCCAGGAAAUUCAUUACACAGUGAGUACUCCCUUCAUAGUCCCAGCAGGAGUGAUAAUGGGUUGGAAAAACCCUUCUUUACCAGCCCAUCUAACAGCAGAACCGAAUCACAAACAGAAGCUUCACUUUCUGAUUCUGAGCUCAAGGACCCAGAAAGCUGGAAAGGAGCCAAAGCUGGAAAAGUCUCCAACUUCCAAAUCCGGAAAAGACCCAAGAGGCAAGAGGGGAACUUAACUCCAAUGGGUCUUCCUAAGCGUAUAAGGUUACAGAAGGAAGAAUUCAGCUUGGAAGAGAUCUACACAAAUAAAAAUUAUCGUACGCCUACUGAGAAAAGGACAUUUGAGACUAUUUUUGAGGAACCAAUAAUGAAGGGGGAAAACCUUGUUUUGACAAGUCACCGUCCAUUAAAGCGUGUCAUUGUAUUUCGGGACUGUACUGUUGCCCCUCGUAGACGCAAAAGGAAAGGGAAAGGUGGAGGGAGGGGACGCAGAGGAGCCCCAAACACACAGGGAGAGAAAGUUAACACUGAUCUGUUACUGCAACACAAGCUGAGCCAACUGGCAGCUGAACUUGAGGAAGAAAUGAGCUGAGAGCAGCCUCUCUGGAAAUCUCCCGUCUGUGCCAGAAACCCUCAUCUCAUAUGGAUACUUCCUGACUAUAUAAUGACUCUAUCCUGUAGGGCAAGUUUAAAGGAACAGUUCAGUGUAGAAAUAAAGUGGGUAAAUAGGCUGUGCAAAAUAGAAAUGUUACUGAAAUAGUUAGUGAGGCAAAAAUGUAAUAUAUAAAGG